This is a messenger RNA of Magallana angulata, 2404 nucleotides long. Its product is annotated as ribose-phosphate pyrophosphokinase 1. Gene Ontology annotation, molecular function: magnesium ion binding; ribose phosphate diphosphokinase activity. The record is from RefSeq and is a predicted model, not a curated record. Bases 69 to 1085 code for a protein of 338 amino acids. Gene Ontology annotation, biological process: purine nucleotide biosynthetic process; ribonucleoside monophosphate biosynthetic process; 5-phosphoribose 1-diphosphate biosynthetic process. NCBI's taxonomy places the organism in Eukaryota, Metazoa, Mollusca, Bivalvia, Ostreida, Ostreidae. Gene Ontology annotation, cellular component: ribose phosphate diphosphokinase complex; cytoplasm. The transcript has 8 exons.
UAUGUAAUGCGUGCGCUUGACAUUGACUAACUCGUGCUGAAAAUCACUCAGUGCAACACAAAAGAUUGAUGCAUAAGACCUUCAUCAAAAAUAAUCUGCACGCAAAGUCAGCUGUUGACUAUCACAGAAUGCCGAACAUAAAGGUAUUUAGUGGCAUGUCCCACCCUGAUUUGGCGCAGAAAAUCUGCGAUCGACUCGGAAUUGAGCCUGGGAAAGUCGUCACCAAGAAAUUCAGCAAUGGAGAAUGCUGUGUUGAAAUCGGGGAGUCGGUUAGAGGAGAGGAUGUUUACAUCGUUCAAAGUGGGUGUGAUGAGGUCAAUGACAUGCUGAUGGAGCUUUUAAUCAUGAUCAAUGCUUGUAAGAUUGCUUCAGCCUGCAGAGUUACCGCUGUUAUUCCUUGCUUUCCUUAUGCACGCCAGGACAAGAAAGACAAGAGUAGAGCACCCAUAUCAGCCAAGCUGGUGGCCAACAUGCUGUCUGUGGCCGGGGCAGAUCAUAUCAUCACCAUGGAUCUGCAUGCCUCUCAAAUCCAGGGGUUCUUUGACAUUCCUGUGGACAAUUUGUAUGCUGAGCCCGCCGUCCUAAAAUGGAUCAAGGACACUAUCCCAGACUGGAGGAAUAGCUGCAUUGUCUCCCCUGAUGCUGGAGGAGCCAAAAGAGUGACUUCCAUUGCGGACAGACUGAACGUUGACUUUGCUCUGAUUCACAAGGAGAGGAAGAAGGCUAAUGAGGUGGCUACCAUGGUCCUGGUGGGGGAUGUCAAGGACAGGAUUGCUAUACUGGUGGAUGAUAUGGCAGAUACUUGUGGAACUUUCUGUCAUGCUGCAGAAAAACUUACUGAAGCAGGGGCCUCCAAAGUUUAUGCAAUUUGUACCCACGGAAUCUUCUCAGGACCAGCCAUUUCUCGCAUCAACAACUCUGUUUUUGAGGCGGUGGUUGUUACCAACACCAUUCCUCAGGAGGAAAGGAUGAAGUGUGCUCCCAAAAUAAAGUGCAUUGACAUCUCCAUCAUCUUAGCGGAGUCGGUGAGGAGAACACAUAAUGGAGAGUCUGUGUCCUAUCUGUUCAGUCAUGUGCCAUUGUAAAUCACCUGUUGCCCCUCAGUCUAACAAGGCAUGCAUCGACAUUUCAACCAUGCUGGCUGAAUCCAUUCGACGAACUCACAAUGGUGAAUCUGUUUCAUAUUUGUUUACUCAUGUACCCAUGUGAUCUCAAUUUGGACCUUAAUGUAUAUUACCUACCACACAUGUUAUAUAUUUCCAUUUGCCGAUUUCUUUCACCGAGAUGUUUUGUCCUAGUAGAAUGUGUACUUUUAAAAUGCUUUAAAUAGUUUUCAUUUAUGAUCAUACGUACAGUAUAUGGUCACAAAAAGACUAAAUGAAAUAAAAACCAAAUACAAAUCGAACCAUACAGUUAUGACUCAUUGUCAUUUAUAGUGCCAUAAAAAUUGAAGAUAUGAUGUUGAUGGAAGAAAUGAAUUCUGAAUUAUUUUAUAGAAAGUCUAUAAUGUUCUUUUUAUAAAAACUCAGUGCUUGACUUCUUUGGUGAAUACAUCUCGUAGACUGGUACAAAUUGAAUUGUCUAUUUUCAUGAUCUAUAAAUGUAUUUUUUGACCUUCCAUUUCAAUAGAGACACAGAUUUGAUCAUAAUCUUAGUAGUUUAUAUUUUGUAAUAAUUAUGGGAAUGUACCAAGAUGAUCUAAUGAAAGUAUAAGAAGAUAAGAACCAUUCAGCUCAUUCAGUUAUUUGAAUCGAUCUACAUCUGUAUUUUGUUUCCAUAAUGUAUUUAAUACAAUGUAGUAGUGAAUGUACAGAAGUUUUUGUUUAUAAAUCGGUCAUAAUUUUAUAAACCAGGGUAUUUUAAUAACUGGUGUGAUAUAAUUUGAAUAAUAGAGUUAUUUAAUGCUAUCACAUUUGAUUUCUUUCCUUUUUCCAGUAAGCAUAUUUUUCAAAAUGAUGUUUUUCACUUGUGAUGAAUGGUUGUGUCUUGAUUAAAUUAGAUUAUUCAGACAUUGAUGUGUGGCAAAUGAAAAUAAUCUUAGAUAAGCAAUAAUGAUGUUAAGUGAUCAUCUGAUUCAAAACAUUUAGUGCUCAUUUUUUCCAGAUAUUUACAUUUUGUUGUACAUGUAUUCCACUUCAAAGGGUUAUUGCAUUGACUUGUUUACAUUUUUUUUCACCCUUGUGAACUUUUUUCUCUCCAUUUACAGUGUAAUAUUUUUCAUAAAGUAGAAUCUCGAGGGUAUCAUAUCAUCUAAGAUUUAUAAUGCAUGUAUAAUAUAUCAGGAUCAUACAAACACACAAUUUAACGUCUCCUUUCAGUGGGUAUUUGAAUUUCAUUUUUCAUUAAUAUUGGUUUUUGAAAUGUCAAAUUAUAAAAUAAAAUCUUGGAUUUAAUUUUCAAAAAA